GUGUGAGCCGCCUCACCUGUUUACACGCUGCUUCUCCCUCCGCCCGCGCUGGCCGCAUCAUCUCCUCCCUCUCACAGCCGAGCGGGUCUCCGAGUCUCUGUCCUCCAGCUCCAGCUGUAUGUCUGCAAGGGCUGCUCUGCGCCGGUGGGGAUAUAUCGUUACCGAUGCUCUCCAUCUAACGUGAAAAUUUCAUACAACUGUUUUAAAUACCGGCCGAAGCAAUGGGAGCUUUCGGAGUGAUAAUGGGGCUUUUACAGUACGCGGGACUUUACAUUCAACUUAACGCAGCUCUCAACGACGGACACGGAGAGGUGGAUAAUCACAUCUCUGGGAACGCACUGUUUACAGAGGUCCCACACGACAUCACGACACACAGUGGUGAGGAUGUAGAGAUGGCCUGUUCCUUCCGUGGGGCGGGCUCUCCGUCCUACUCCCUGGAGAUCCAGUGGUGGUAUAUCAAGGACUAUAGAGAGUGGCAAGAGAAGCCUCCCUAUAUCACUAAUAAUGUCGUACCUUUGGAGGAGACUGUCAGAGGUGCCACUAAAAUUAGUGUGGUGAAAGUGGCCGGUAGUAACAUCUCCCACAAACUCCGUCUCUCCAGCGUCAAACCAACAGACGAGGGCACGUACGAGUGCCGCGUGAUCGACUACAGCGGUGCUGUGGCGCAGCACCACCGCGUCCGGGCCUACCUCCAGGUGAAGCCCGAGAGAAGUCAGGGAUCAGAGGGUGUCCAGUAUAAGUCGCAGGGCAGUCACCCACACUUGCCCCAUCAAUCUGACUGUGACGAGACCUGUGUGCUUUAAAACGAGCCAUGUGCCCGGCACUUUGCAUGACUUCACUCUGUAAAGAGGGACACUCAUCAGCACACUUAAUUUAUCACACGGCUGAGACCCUUUGUGUUUCAUGGUUUGAUUGUUCAUGGUUUUACUGACAGUACAUCUGAUUGACUUCAUUUCUGUGCAUUAAGUUUACCAUAAUGUGACAGUAAGGCUGUAAUGACAAAGUUUUAUGUUAUUAUUGUAGGCCCAAGAUACAGACAGACGAUGCAGUGUGCCACUUCUAUUGUCUUUUACCAAAACGUGUGCUGAAAGCUGCAGUAUUUCAGUACGAAUGCUUUGUAAGAAAAAACUGAAUAAUUUUACACUUUUUUCAUUAUCUGAAAACUUUUCCGUGCAUUGGUUUUAAAUCGUGUAGUCCUUGUUUUUUGGCGCCUUAAGGGCAAAGUGUAUAUUUAGCUUUCUAACCAUAACUAGUAUGUCUGUAACAAUGCAAGUGUACGCCCUCGUCACAUCGAGAUGAGAUAUCUGUUCUUGUGUAUUCACUUAUUUGCACUGUAUACUUUUAUUGUUUCACAAAGUUAGUCAGUGCCAAUCAAAUAUUGCAAACCUCAGCUAGUACGUAAAUCACACUAAAAUUUUGUCCUAGUUUUCUGAACAAAGAUACCCUUUGUUUUGUUUUUUCCCCAAAUCACUCCUCGACUGUGUUUGCCCCGUUGCUACUGUUGUGUUAAAUGCUUUCAUUUUAAAUUAUAAAUUUGAUUCUGUGA
This is a messenger RNA of Maylandia zebra (zebra mbuna), 1546 nucleotides long. It is a transcript of the gene vstm2lb, whose product is annotated as V-set and transmembrane domain containing 2 like b. Lineage: Eukaryota; Metazoa; Chordata; Actinopteri; Cichliformes; Cichlidae. Gene Ontology annotation, cellular component: membrane. The record is from RefSeq and is a predicted model, not a curated record.